CACUCGGCCAGUUAAGACGUUGUACACUGGAACCCGGCGCGAGGGAAGCUCUGCCUUAUUCAAGUUUAUCGUUCGUUAAAGAAAUAGGGUCAUACCUCCCGUCCAACGCAGUCUCACAAUAUGACCAGCCCUGUAGAAGUUCCGGUGUUGAGUGUCCGUGACGAGGUUCGGGCCAACCAGGAAAUCCUGCGGUCCCGCUUGACCGGCGCCAUCUCUGAACCACCUCCCGGCGUGCUUGAAGAGGAUCUGCCAUCGGUUCCUCUGAUCGACCUCGGCAGUUCGUUCUCUUCAGACCCGUGUGUUCGCAAAGCUGUCGCUUCUCAGAUACGGGAAGCUUGCACAACGUCUGGUUUCUUCCAGAUCAGCAAUCACGGCGUCCCCGACUCUGCAAUCGCUGACAUCCUGGCUCAAGCUCAUGCGUUCUUUCACAAGCUCACACCAUCUCAAAAAGAUGAAUUGCACAUUCGUCACAGCAAGCUUUUCCGGGGCUAUGAAGCAGGAGGCGAUACUUACGUCAAUCCAGAUGAUAAUGUUGGCGCAGACAUUCCAGAAGUUGAGACAAAAGAAGGAUUUAACGGGGGCUACGAACCAUCUCUCGACCCUGAUUCUACAACCAGUGGUUCCUUUGUAGAACUCGACGGACACCCACCGGCUGGACCUGAUCGGUGCAAUGUUUGGCCCGAAUCUUCGCUGCUCCCUCAUUUCAGGCCAGCUGUUGAAGCGUACUACGCCGAGGUACUCUCACUGGCUCGUCAUCUUUUUCGACUAUUCGCCCUCAGCCUGAAUCUCGAAGAGAAUUAUUUUGACAAGCUUACCACUCACCCUGGCGGUGUCUACCGACUUCUCCACUAUCCGCCUCAGUCACCGGAGCAAAUGUUUGGCAAAGAGAAGACACUGGGGCUUGGCGCGCACACAGACUACGAGUGCUUCACACUCCUUCUGUCGACCGCACACCCGGGCCUCGAAAUUCUGUUCCCACCUUCAACACUGACAGGAAACAAGCCCGUCUGGCGGCCCUGCCCGAUACGCCCAGGGACAUUGACUGUCAAUGUCGCCGACUUUCUGAUGCGAUGGACUAAUGGGUUAUAUAAGUCCACGAUCCAUAGGGUCGUCAGUCGGCCAGUGAGAGAAGUCGUUGACGGCCACGUAGUGCUUAAAGGCAGCGAUGCGCGCUAUAGUGUGCCGUUCUUUUUCAGUAUCAACUAUGAUGCCGAUGUCGAACCACUACCUGAGGAAGCGGUCGGCAUCAGUAAGUUUCAGAAGAUGAAAGCAGGCGAAUAUGUUCUCGAGCGAUUGAGGGCGACUGUUUGAGAUAACCUGCCAAUGUUAUGUUGUCUUUGCGUCGAACGUGCUGAUUAAUUGGUAUGAUGCCUCGUUACUUUGCAAUUACGUACAUGAUCAAAACGGUUGACAGACAGCUAAAGAGGAAGCAAGCAUGUUGAGACAUCUGAGACCACCAACACGGGGAGACCACCAACACGGAUAUCGUGUAUUGUGGAACCUAUACGCACGGAUCAAUCAUAAUUCAUGCUCUAAUACACCAACUUAGGUGCAGUGC
Molecule: messenger RNA, 1558 nt
Organism: Truncatella angustata
Lineage: Eukaryota; Fungi; Ascomycota; Sordariomycetes; Amphisphaeriales; Sporocadaceae
Exons: 2
Coding region: 121-1311 (396 amino acids)
Source: RefSeq, a predicted model, not a curated record